Erinaceus europaeus (western European hedgehog) is the source of this 1633-nucleotide messenger RNA. RefSeq names its product DNA damage inducible 1 homolog 1 (gene DDI1). The transcript has a single exon. Lineage: Eukaryota; Metazoa; Chordata; Mammalia; Eulipotyphla; Erinaceidae. Bases 307 to 1524 code for a protein of 405 amino acids. Gene Ontology annotation, molecular function: protein binding; aspartic-type endopeptidase activity. The record is from RefSeq and is a predicted model, not a curated record. Gene Ontology annotation, biological process: proteolysis.
UCGAGUUCAAUAGGGUUUCAAGGGCUGGUCUCAGAACCUCAUGGAGUUGUGACCUUGCUUCCAUGGAAACAGGCCUUCUGAGUUCCAACAGCCACAUUACAAGUGAACUCUGGAACACACCAUGUGACCUCAAGGUUCCAGGUGACCCCACACCAGGCACUGGGGCUGGCAGGCAAGUCCAGGCUGGUGAGCGGCUGUCUUUCCCUCUAUAAGAAGUGAAUGGAUGAACCAAAGCACAGAUCCCAAGAAGUGAGGAGCAGCCCAGCCAUCCAGCGAGACCAGCACAGACAGCCAUAGAACCACCUGAUGCCCUGUGCCCACCUGGCCCAUGCCAUGUUGGUCACUGUAUACUGUGUGCGGAGGGACCUCUCAGAGGUCACCUUCUCCCUCCAGGUCAACCCUGACUUUGAGCUGCACGACUUCCGUGUCCUCUGUGAGCUUGAGUCCGGCAUCCCCUCCGAGGAGACCCAGAUCGUCUACAUGGAGCGGCUGCUCGUGGACGACCACUGCUCCCUGGCCCAAUACGGCCUCAGAGAUGGCGAUGUUGUGGUUCUGCUUCAGAAGGACCAUGUGGGAUCUCGGCCUCAGGGACGGCCACCCACCCAGUCUCGAAUGGACUCCACUGGUCUCGCAGUGCCCGGCACGUCCAGCUCCCGGCAGCACCACCGUGCACAUUCGCUCCAGAAGGCCCAUGGAUUGGGCUCUGGGGAGAAGAGGACAUUUGCUCAGGGCCUGGAGAGCCCCGCCUUCAUCCGAAGCAUGCUGCUUUCCAAUCCCCACGACUUGUCUUUGCUGAAGGAACGCAACCCUCCCCUGGCUGAUGCCCUGCUCAGCGGAAACCUGGAGACGUUCUCCCAGGUCCUGAUGGAGCAGCAGAGGGAACGGGCCCUGAGAGAACAGGAGAGGCUACGCCUCUGUGCCUCUGAUCCAUUUGAUCUGGAAGCUCAGGCCAAGAUAGAAGAAGAAAUACGGCAGCAGAACAUCGAGGAAAACAUGAAUAUCGCCAUGGAGGAGGCUCCGGAGAGUUUCGGGCAGGUGGCCAUGCUCUACAUUAACUGCAAAGUGAAUGGACAUCCUUUGAAGGCUUUUGUUGACUCAGGGGCCCAAAUGACCAUCAUGAGCCAAGUGUGUGCUGAGAGAUGCAAUAUAAUCCGUCUGGUGGACCGCCGGUGGGCCGGGAUCGCUAAAGGAGUGGGGACACAGAGAAUUCUCGGGCGAGUUCACCUGGCACAGAUUCAGAUCGAAGGGGAUUUCCUGCAGUGCUCCUUCUCCAUCCUGGAGGAGCAGCCCAUGGACAUGCUUCUCGGCCUGGAUAUGCUCAGGAGACACCAGUGCUCCAUUGACUUGAAGAGAAAUGUGCUGGUGAUCGGCACCACAGGCACUCAGACUCACUUCCUCCCCGAGGGAGAGCUACCACUAUGUGCUAAGCUGGUCACUGGGACUGGGCAGGAGGAGUCUUCAGACAAGAAUGUAGCAGAGACUAUUAAACAUUCAUUCGUGGACCCAGGAUGGAAAAAGUGUUAAGAUGGCGUGUAACUAGGUCUCCACCUUGAGGAGGGUUUUGGGUCCUGGAAAAUGCUAAGACAUGAACCCACUGGCAGUGUGAUCAUUAAAAAUAUCAGUGACAACCAAA